UAUUAAGAGAAGGUCUGCUAGACCUGUUAAGAAAAUUUGUGAGCAAGGAAGGAGAUGGGAAGGGACUCUACCAUAUAUGGAAACAUGAUCUGGUUGAGUUUCUUGCAAGUGGCCAUACCGUUUAUGCUGGGCUGGCUUUUGAUUUUGUCUCACAAGUUGAAUUCAGCCUAAGUGAACGAAAGGCUGCUCAACUUUUGUAUAACAGAACUGUGAACUUUUAUGGAGGGAAGAGCAAUAAUAUGCCAAUAGAUUAUGCACUUGAACUCUUGAAUGGUGAGGUGAAGCCUGACCUUAAACACAAAUAUGGGACUUUGACAAAGCAGACAAUAGACAGGGUAGGAAAAUCAUUGAAACCAUGCAGAAAUGUAGAACAUGCAAUUGACAGGCAGCUAGAGAGAUUCACAGCAAUUGGGAGGCAUAGAGAAAAUUUUUAUGAAGAAGAUGUGUCUUUAAUGGUUAAUGAAUUAAAAGAAGAAAACCUGUUUAAAAAGGUUCCAGGGAGGUAUCAUAAAAGUUUUGAAAAAAUAAAAAACCAAAGAAAUAUCAAUUGGUGCAAGGUGAACUCUUGGCUAAGUGGCAGAAUAACAAUGGCUAGUAAAGAACAGAUUGCAAAGAAUAAUUCAAGAUUUAAAGUAAAUAGAACUACUGAAAGCAUUAAUGUUUAAUUUAUUUGUUUCAAAAUAAGCCUAUUUGUUACAUACUUGUGUUAAAACAGACAACAUAAAAUUUGAACAUAGGUAGUUCAUAAUGAUCAUCGCAACGACAUAAAAUUUGACCGUCACUGACAACCUAUAUUAUGAGAGGUAAUACCCAAAAAAAUAUGCAACUACAAAUACACCAUAUAGAUCAUUUACAUGUUUAUUCAACUUUUUCAAAUGAAUCGCAAGUUCUAAAUAUGGGUUUAUUUACAUUGCAUGAUUAUAUUACAUAAUAUUACAUAAGAAACGUUAUUAAAGGACUUGUGCCACCUAAAUUGGUACAUAAUUUUAUAAUUGUAAAUAAUAGCUAUCUAAAAAUGUCUGCUAAAUAUAUUCUUCAAAUAGUCUUUCAAGUAUUUAUCAACACUUUUUCAUUUAAAGUUUACUUAAAGUUUACUAGGGCCCAGAUUGGAAAGUUAACUAUGCACUUAUAUUUGUUAACAUAUAUUUAUAGCUGGAACUCAUAGCUGUACAAAUCAAACUUGGCCACUGGACCACUGCAUCAAGGGAGGUUAUGGGGGCAGUAGCAAUGCCUCUCCAAAUAUUCUUUAGUGAUAAAAAAUUUAUACCCUAUCAUCUUCGGAUAGGAACAGGUGACACAGGCCCUGUGCUUUAUACAUUUAAAAGUUAUCCAAAUCAAUUGAAUUAUAAUCAAUAUUUUAAUAAAUGAAUAACAAUUACAAACUGUCUUAUAUAUAAAUUACAUUCAAAAGAUAAAACUUUGCGAUUGAGCAGAAAAAGAUAAUAAGCAGAUGUGGGGAAUAGUCUAGGCCAAUUAUCAUGCUUUAACUGUCGUCAACCCCUUUCGUAUUGAAUGGGCAUUCAAGUGCUGUAAGGAAUCACUAACUUACCAGUGAGAGAUGCAAUGUGCUUCAUCAACAACAACUGUGGAAAUUUUUUCACUAAAACUUUUUGAUGAAAUAACUUCCCGCCAAUUUGAAUCAAAUGCUGCCUCUGGUGUAAUAAACAAAACCUGUAUAUCACCGGACCUUACACGCUGCUUAACACUAAUGUCGGCCUGCAAUUCGCCCACAAAAGCUGCAUUAAUGCCAAAUUUGGCGAAACGGUCAGACUGCUCUAGCAUAAGACUGGCUAAAGGUGAUAAAACUAAUGUUUUACUUUCGAACUUCUGUCCUGUUGUUGGAUUACAUAGGGAUGUCUUCAAAGAAAAAAGUUCGUGCAAAAAUGCAAAACACAAAGUCUUUCCACUUCCAGUAGGAGCGAACACAAAAACAUCCUUUCCAAAGUACACUUUUCGGUAGACUUCGCGUUGAAAAUCUUUGAAAACAAUACCGUGUCUUCGUUCAAUUUCGCUUAUAAUACGGUCGCAGUUAUCCGCCAUUACUCGACAAUACAAUUUGGCGCGCUAACUAACACGGGGGUAAGGAUGGUUUUAAAAAUUUACCUCGUUAUGAAAAAAUUUUUGGUGUCAGCCAAUCAGAACGCUGCAUUUCCAAAUACUGCUCUGUGAUUGGUAGGACAAAAAGUUGUCCUGAGCGCCAGUUUUUGAAUACUUUGGAU
This is a messenger RNA of Rhopilema esculentum, 2219 nucleotides long. The record is from RefSeq and is a predicted model, not a curated record. NCBI's taxonomy places the organism in Eukaryota, Metazoa, Cnidaria, Scyphozoa, Rhizostomeae, Rhizostomatidae.